Messenger RNA from Rasamsonia emersonii CBS 393.64, 3054 nucleotides. RefSeq names its product Mediator of RNA polymerase II transcription subunit 5. The coding region runs from base 1 to 3054 and encodes 1017 amino acids. The record is from RefSeq and is a predicted model, not a curated record. Gene Ontology annotation, cellular component: mediator complex. Gene Ontology annotation, molecular function: transcription coregulator activity. NCBI's taxonomy places the organism in Eukaryota, Fungi, Ascomycota, Eurotiomycetes, Eurotiales, Trichocomaceae. The transcript is spliced from 6 exons. Gene Ontology annotation, biological process: regulation of transcription by RNA polymerase II.
AUGGGAUCGUCAGUGGAAGAGUGGAGGAAACUCCUCCACCAGUGUCUGAUCCGGCGCAUCGACGCCAAUGAAUUCAAAACGCUUGCAAAGCUUCUGGCACGGCGUGCUCCGCUGGCAGAGGCGUCCCUGCUCGACGUCGUGCUCGAGUCGCGCGCCGUCGCCAACGCCCAAUGGGACCCGUUGGUGCCUCUCUAUGUCGACACCCUGACCAAGCUGGGCACCGUCAGGAUUCCCACCGUCCUGCAGAGUCUGCUGAAACAUUCGUCCAUCGGCGAGCAGCAGCAGCAGCAGCAGCAGCAGCAGCAGUCUGCGGCAGCUCCCGAUAACAAGCAAAAGAGCCGGGGCCAGCACCUUUCCACCACCCUGAUGACCGAUACCCGGAUCAUUCAAGAUGCAAUGAUUGCGCUUUCGACGGGGAGUGUCCCGAUAUCUGCCACGGACGCCGCGAGGAUCUUCACAGCGGUUGCCGACUGGAUUCUGGAGGUGGUCCGCUGGCAUACAAGCCAUGUCAACGAGGACCAGCAGACGGGAGGCUUGAUGGGCUCUCCCGACGCGAUAUCGUUGUUCGAAUCUCUGGGGAUUCUAUUGGCUGCUCUGUCUGCAACCGAGAAAGGGCUCGAGGCUCUUUCCUCGGACAAUUCGGAGGCAUUCAAAAUCAAGCUUGGACAGGCUCUCACGGCCUAUCUGCCGCUGUGUGCUGGCGUCUCGGUGCCGCUUCGAAACCGACUGGAUAGCCUGCAGAAGGGCUUCGAGCUCUACGGGGAGCCCAACUCGAAAUCUCUCGACGUUCCCAUGAUGGAUGGCGUCAAUGUGAACGCGCUGCAGUUUGAAGCUUCCGUUAUGGACGGCCCUGUUAUCAAUUCUAGAGCUGGUCUCUAUAUCUACCUCAACGCUAUGGGACAUCACGAGGUCCUGAUACAAGAGCUAAUCACCGCGUCAUUCGACGUCCUAUCUAACGCCAUGUAUCGAAAUGAAUCCAGCCGGACCAUGUUCGUCUUUCGCUCAUUUCUCGUUAAUAAGCUGCCGCCAUUCUUGGCGAGCAUGGCAGCAGCUUCAAUGGAGCCGAUUCAAAUGGAGGUCUGCAUAAGCCACGCUCUGAACCGACUCGAUCCCAACGCGUUCCCUUCUUUUUCGCAAAUGUUUGAAAUGCAUGGCAACACGGUCCUGUCGGACGUGAGACAGGAGUUCUUGUUCGCUUGCGCGUUGCACCGGCUCAUCCCCGAGUCCAGCAUCGAACGCCUGCUGGGUGAAAACCCGAUGCAGACGUUGCCCGUUGGUGGCAAAUACAUCAAAGACGAGCUGGUCUCGCAGAUCACCGCCGAUCAUGAGCGCGCUGAUCAGCUGAUUGCCGAAAUGGAAGCCAUGGAGGGGAAUGCAGCAGCCAUAGUUGGUGCGGUUACAGAGGUGAUACACAGUCUUUGCAAUCAGAAAGAGACAGUUACAUUAAAAACGAUUUGUAAUUCCCUGUCUCGUCGGCCCCAGGUGUUGGAUGUUAUUCUGCUGUUUCGCAGUCCCAAGACCAUUUUGCAGCCCCUUUGCUCUCUGCUGGAUGCCUGGAGGUGGGAUGAGGAUCAAGGUGAAAACCAACCUGUUUAUGACGAGUUUGGCAGCGUGCUGCUGUUGGUCCUCGCCUUCAAGUAUCGCUACGAUCUGAGCCAGUACGAUCUUGGAAUCUCGAAUAGUCAAUCGUUUGUGUUGAAACUGCUGGAUCGAGGUUCAUCCAGCCAGAAACUCGACGAUUUGGGCGAGAAGCAACACAAGAAUCUAGGCGCUUGGAUCUCAGCUCUUUUUAUCGCGGAGGGGAUCAGCGAGGAGACCAUGUCAUCAUGCAGCCCUCAGGAAUUUUACCUUCUGGUUUCGACGCUAUUCAGUCAAAGCAUUGGUGCUUGCGAGGCCGGGAAGUUAGAGUUUGACACGCUCAAGGGCGGUUUUGAAUAUCUUCUUGAGCCGUUUCUCCUUCCGUCUCUCGUUAUCGCACUCACAUGGCUGGGUAACUAUAUCUGGGAAUCCGAAACAGACCCGACGAUCCCCUUGAAAGUGCUGCAUUCCCUGGUGAAGCCCAAUUCGAUUUCAGGAGAAGCGGAGGCUAUUCAUCGGACAGUUCUCUACAUCACCGCGCGGACACUGGAAGAGCAGCUGAAAGACGUACGUACCCGGCAUCCGGGACGGUCGGAUAUCAAGCCUAUCCUCGACGCUCUUGAACCGUAUCUGUCCUUUCAGAGGACGGGAAGCAGUCAUCGAGCUGAACUCGAGAGCUGGACUUCGCACUCCGGUGGACUCACCGGCAGCAUCCGGAAUACUUUCCAUUCCCUUGUCUUGUGGAGCACCAAUCCGGAAAUCAGCAUGUCUCCCCAUUCAUACACACAUCGCCAGCUUUUGGCUGGGGUUCGAAUCUUGGGCGCCACGCGGGUCCUCCCGGCUUUGAUCGAGGAAUUGAAGCUGCAGACCGAAGCUGGGAGCGGUGACCUCGCCAUCGACAUUGCAGCAACCUUGAUCUGUUCGCCCAUGGCAGAGUCUUUUGCCGUCGAUCAAGCAAUCUAUCGUCCUGUCGACCCCAACAAGGAAGCUCUUCCGCGUUGUCCGAUCCUCACGCUUCGAGACGCCCUCGUCUUUCAGCAUGAGAACGUGCCUAAGAUUGCGGAAAAGGAUCCCUUGCGUGCAGAGGUCAUUGUGCGUUUGUACCGUCGUGUCAACGCUCUGCUAGCGCCACCAUCCCACGUCAACAAUCUGGACGUCAGCAAUAUCAUUGACAACAUGAAUCUGGAGGGUGGUGUCGGUGGCCACGAUCAGAUGGAUCUGGGCUCGGCGGACCCGCAGAUGACGGGGACUGGAAUGGGAGGAUCAGAAGAAAACAUCGACCGGAUGCUCAACGAGGCAGCGGCGGCUGCGGGCGGCGUCAACAAUGGGGCGCCUCCUCAAGGCGUGGGGUUGGACGGGGCUGGAUCUGGUCCUGGGACGGGGAUGGAUACGAGCAUUGACGACAUGCUGAAUGCGGCAGAUAUGGGAGUUGGGAAUCCAGAAUUUUUAGACCUGGAUAUGGAGGGGAUGUUCUAA